Necator americanus (New World hookworm) is the source of this 1245-nucleotide messenger RNA. RefSeq lists its product as uncharacterized. The coding region runs from base 1 to 1245 and encodes 414 amino acids. The transcript has 11 exons. The record is from RefSeq and is a predicted model, not a curated record. NCBI's taxonomy places the organism in Eukaryota, Metazoa, Nematoda, Chromadorea, Rhabditida, Ancylostomatidae.
AUGUCGGAACCCGAUUCUCGGGGGAAGCUUAGCACCACCGUCAAAGCGACUGUGCGUCGGUUGAAGGCGGAAUGCAAGGAAAUAUGGCUGGAUCUGGAGAACAAGGAACAGAUGCAGUUUUUCUGGCCGGCAAACACUCCGCUUGAAGUGCAUGAGCUCGUUGGACCAGAGAGGUUCGAUGCAUCUUCACCAAAGUAUCAAAUGCCGUUCUUUUGGAGUAGCACGGGUGUUCCAGCAACUCCUUCCUGGGCGAUGAUUGUUUGUCUUAUUGAGUGUGCCUUUGGAUUAUUCGGUUACACUUUAAACGUCCUACACUUUCUAAUAAACAUAUUCAAUUGUGAAGACAAACAUCUGCCGGUGUUUGUUUUUGUCGCAACUAUUGGACAAUAUUCUAUAUUCUAUUCUUUCAAAGUCCUUUUUGUCAUUGCGAUUCUGGAACGGAGGGCACGUUUACUCCUUGUUCAAUUAUGGUUUCAAUAUGCCACUUGUGUAUUUAUACUGAUAGAUUCGGCGUUUGCAUUAGCAGCCGAUUUCGGUGGAUACCAUGAAGAGAAAGUUUACUGCCGAAAAGAUCCACCACUGAUUCGGAUUGUCGCUAUAACGUCUUUGAUUUUUCUCUUUGUACAACUUUAUCUUCGAGCAAUGACUGUGCCUGUUUACAAUUUCUUAUCAGACAGGACGAAAUUCAAAAAAGUAUAUCAGAAUUCAAGAAGUCGCUACAGAAAACGAGUAUAUUUCUCAUAUUGUUCAAUGAUGCAUGAAGAUCUCAAAAAGGAGAAUCAAGAGAAACGUAGCGAAUCCCGUAAAUGCAGCAUACGCAGAAAGCAGGAAGAAGCCUUCAAGAAACUUCAGCUUAAACGAAAUAUCACGCAUAUUACAAUUGAAGAUGAAGAAUCUUCAACAGAGUCCGCAACGACAUCAGCACCAGCUGUGGCGGCAGCGUUAAUUUACGGAACACCAUCAUCGUCACUGUCUAACGUGACAGUGAUGUCACGAGAAAAUCCCGUACAAUUUCUCAAUCUCGGAAAGCGCAAACCACAACCGAUGAGAAAGCGACCGGUUAAGAAACGAAAGUAUUUCGAGCAUGAUGAUGAUGAAGAACAGUUGUUAAUUCGAAAGCGUUCCCCUCAGAGGAGAAAGAAAGGGGCCAUUAGAGUGCAACUAGAGGUUGAUCGAGAAACUGCUCGUGUUCUGCUGAAGGACAAACUUCGUAAUGGAAAUGUUCCGAACGGAGGGUGUCGUUGA